AUGAGCCUUGCAUUACAUGAUCUGCUCAUUUGUUGUCGUCGCCUUGAAAAUGAGAAAGCUAUGGAGCGAAGGAAGGAAAUUGAAAAUUUCAAACGACUGCUACGUGAUUCUGAAACAGUUCUCCAGCUGGACCGGAAUUCUGAUUCUAAACAAGGAAAGCAACUCAACUGGGAUGCUAUGUUUGGUGUCCUGCAGAAGUAUUUCCAGAAAGAAAUGCAAAACCUCCAACUGACAAAACCAAAUGCAUCUGCUUCAACCCAAACUACCAGACAGAAAAAGAUGCAAGAAGUUGGAAGUUUGGUCAAAUAUUUCAUUAGAUGUGCUAAUAAAAGAGGACCCAGACUGAAAUGUCAAGAACUUCUGGUUUAUGUCAUGGAAAUUAUAAGAGAUCCAACAAGUUGUGCUGCCUAUGGAUCUGACUGUAGUAGUAUACUUCUAAAAGAUAUCCUCUCAGUAAGGAAAUACUGGUGUGAGAUAUCCCAGCAGCAGUGGUCAGAGAUGCUGAUCCUGUAUGGCCAAUUAUACCUCAGACCUUCUGGGAAGAUUAAUAGAGUCUUGGUGGCUAGGAUAAUUCACACACUUACAAGGGGAUACUGCUUCCAAACUGAUGGGUUGAGUUCUGAUAUGUUUAUCUUCUUUUCAAAAGCAAUGCAAUGUGCAAGACAGGAGAAGAAUACUGCAGGCCUGGAUCAUAUUGUUGGAGCAAUGAAUAUCUUCUGCAAUAAGUUUGCUGCCAAUUGUCGCAUACGGAUUUGUAAAGUAGGGGAAGAAAUUUUACCUACAGUGCUUUAUAUCUGGACUCAGUAUAAACCAAAGGAUUCCCUGAAGGAAUCAAUAAUUGAGUUAUUUCAUCUCCAAGUUCGUAUUCAUCAUCCAAAGGGUGCAAAAACUCAGGCAAAAGGUGCAUAUGACUCAACAAAAUGGCAAAGUAUCUUACAUAACCUAUAUGAUCUGCUGGUGAAUGAAAUAAAUCUCAUCGGUAGUAGAGGAAAGUAUUCUUCAGGCUCCCGUAAUAUUGCUGUAAAGGAAAAUUUGAUUGAGUUAAUGGCUGAUACUUGUCAUCAGGUUUUUACAGAGGAUACCAAAGUUCUGGAAAUUACCCAGCCGUAUGCUGUUUCACAGAAAGAGUCCAGUGAUGAAACAGUACCAAGCAAGCGCAGGAGGAUUGAACUAGGCUGGGAGGUAAUUCGAGACAACCUGCAAAGAUCCCAGAAGGAUUUUGAUGUCAUACCUUGGUUACAGAUUACAGCUCAAUUGAUAUCAAAAUAUCCCCUGAGUCUUCCUAACAGUGAGCUACCUCCCUUACUCAAUGUACUUCACCAGUUACUGCCUCAGCAGCGCCGAGGAGAAAGGACCCCAUACGUGCUGAAGUGUCUUACAGAGGUAGCUUUGUGUCAAAACCAGAAAACUGAUUUGAAAAGCACAUACAAGUUGGAGCUCCAGAGAACCUGGGCAAAGAUUUGGUCUCUUACCAUUCGUAGCAUAAGUUUCCAGCAAAUUGAAGUAGAGAGCUUUGGGCUACUUGGUGCUAUGAUUCAAGGAAACCUUGUUGUAACAGAUAAAGAACUCUGGAAGAUAUUUUCAGGACCUGCAUGCAAGCCUUCAAGUUCUGCUGUAUGUUGUUUAUCAUUAGUGAUGUCUGCCUAUUCAGUGCCAGAAAAUUUGGACGUAGGAAUGAAACAGAAUAACUGUGAAAGAAAUCUGGAUUCUUUGUUAAAGGAGGCAAUAAUGAAAUGGGUGCUGUCCUGCUAUUUGGAGGAAGAAAUGGAAGAAUGUGCUGAGUUGCCUCCUGUGCUCUGCUGUGAUUUCCCUCAUCUUAUAUUACAAAAAAUUCUUGUGAGUCUUACAAUGAAGAACUGUAGAGCUGCCAUGAUUUUUUUCCAAAACGAUGCUAAAUGUGUGCAACACUUGCAAGGGAAAGAAGAAAACAUUUUUUCUGAUGUUGAAGAGCUGUAUCUGCAGACAACAUUUGAUGAAAUGGAUAUUUUCACUAACUUUGCAGUAAAUGUUGCAGAUAAAAAUGUGACUGGUUCAAAACUUGCUGUCAACCAAAAUCUUAGGGAAACACUGGAGUACUGCCUUUCUGCAAUGUCAGAAAAGCUUUUAAGCUGCUAUGCUCCUAAGUUUGUUGCUGCAGAACACCUUGUCCGAUGUGUCAGUCUCUUGAUUGGUGUUCUUGGUUGCUAUUGCUACACUGGUAUAUUUAAAGAAGAGGAUGCCUGUAAAUCAGAGUUGUUUCAGAAUGCAAAGUCUCUCAUUCAUUAUGCUGGAGAAAGUAUUUCUCAAUCUAAAACCAAACUAAAUGAAGAUGCCCAGAUCAAUUCACUGAGGACUUUCAUAAUGCAGUGUACAAAGUGUUUAUGCAAUUGUACCAAGAACAGUGCUAGUAAGAUGCUGUCUAAUAUAUUCCUGCGUUUGUUAACGUCAAAAUUUAUGAAUGAUCUUGUAGACAUUUGCAAAAAUCUGUUGACAUUUACUGGAAAACCAAGUGAACUGGGAGAAGUGGAUCUAACAGGGAACGAUCCUGAAGAGAGUAUAAUGGAAGUAGAUAACCAGGUAUCUGAUGAUUUGUUUGAUGAUCAUUCGGUGACUGACAUCAGUGAUACAAAUGAAUCUGGUGAGAUGCAAAAUGUAACAGGUGCUUUGAGCCCAUUAGCUGAAGAACAGUUGACAAAGCAGGAUUUACUGCUCCUUGAAAUUCUGAGGUUCUUGUGUAUUUGUGUAACUACAGUCCAAAUUCAGACAGUGAGUUUCCGAGCCUCUGAUAUACGGAGGAAGCUGUUAAUGCUUACUGAUGGCAGCGUCUUUGAUAGUGCUAAGCCAUUGCAUCUGCACAUGUACUUGGUCCUUUUGAAGGAGCUCCCUAUUGAAGAACACCUCUUGCCUGAAGACGAUCUUCUUAUGCUUCUUAGGCCUCUUUCUGCUGUGUGUUCUCUGUACCGUCGAGAUCAAGAAGUUUGUAAAGUAAUUCUAAAUAAUUUGCUUCCUAUAGCAGUAGGUUUGGCCCAGUCCAACGCACAGGCUGAAGAGACAGGGGAUGCCCAAGGACAAUUUUUAACAGUUGUUGGAGCCUUUUGGCAUUUAGGUCAAGGAGGGAAAUGCACAGCACCAGUAAGAGUGGCCCUUUUAAACUGCAUGAAAGCCCUGCUGGAGGCUGAUCCUCAUUGCAAGUGGGCGAUCCUUAAUGUGAGAAAUGAAGAUCUACCUGUGAGUGAUGCUUUCCCACAUUUUCUUGCAGAUAGUCACCAUCAAGUUCGCAUUCUUGCUGCAAAGUUGAUUACCAG
Messenger RNA from Balearica regulorum gibbericeps (East African grey crowned-crane), 3284 nucleotides. NCBI's taxonomy places the organism in Eukaryota, Metazoa, Chordata, Aves, Gruiformes, Gruidae. The record is from RefSeq and is a predicted model, not a curated record.